AUGGCGGAAGACAUCCCUGGGCCACGAAAGCUACCGCUUCUGGGAAAUCUCUUGGAACUGAACGACGGAACCGGCAGCAUCAUCGGAUCAUUCGAGCGAUUAUGCGACGCAUAUGGACCAAUCUACCAAGUCAGCAUAGCAGGCAGUCGUCGCGUCAUAAUUGGAUCCGCCGACCUAUUGGAGGAGAUGACUGACGAGAAGCGCUUCGUGAAGGUGCCUCCAGAAGUGCGCAGAGGUUCCGACAGGCCGAAGGGAUUGUUUACCGCAACAAAUGAGGACCCGGACUGGGCACAAGGGCAUCGAAUUCUCAUGCCAGCAUUCGCACCACUGUCCGUCCACGAUAUGUUCGCCGAUAUGAAAGACAUCGCGAACCAACUCAUCCUCUCCUGGGCUAGGAAGGGCCCAGAGAACCGCAUUCUGGUCACCGAUGAUCUCACGAAACUCACACUCGACACAAUCGCAUUAUGUACCAUGAGCUACAGAUUCAACUCUUUCUACACCGAAAGUCUGAACCCAUUCGUCGAGGCGAUGAUGGCUACGUUCAAGAUCAACAACGAUCUUGCAACAAAGCCUGCAUUUGUCAAGAAACUGAUGGUAAAGAAGAUGGCAGAGAACGAGAAGCAUUUCGCGUUCAUGAACAAGGUCGGGCUGGAUAUAGUUGAGAAUCGCCGUGCAAAUCCAACCGAGAAGAAAGACGUCCUCAACACAAUGAUCUAUGGCAAAGAUCCGAAGACAGGGCACGUGAUGCGUGACGAUCUUAUCGUGGCCCAGAUGACCACGUUCCUCAUUGCAGGACACGAAACUACCUCUGGCUUACUUUCAUUCGCAAUGGCAAACUUGCUCAAGAAUCCUCACACCUAUCUUAAGGCACAGCAGGAAGUUGAUGCAGUUCUCGGGUCCCGAACUAUCGAGGUGACUGACAUCAAGAACCUCAAGUAUCUGAACGCAGUGCUCCGAGAGACCGCACGACUUACACCGACGGUGCCAUUCCUCCAGAAGCAUGUCAAUCCUCAAGAUACGACUGGGUUUGUGACGGUGGAAAGAGGACGAUACAGGAUCAAGCACGAUGACCAGAUCAUUAUCCUGGUCGGGAAAUGCCAGCGAGACCCGAAAGUCUGGGGAGAAACCGCGUGCGAGUUCAUUCCAGAGCGAAUGUAUGACGAGAACUUCGACAAAGUGAUGGCCGCAUAUCCCGGUGCAUGGAAGCCUUUUGGGAAUGGAAAAAGGGCCUGCAUUGGCCGUCCGUUCGCUUGGCAGGAAUCAAUGCUGGUGAUGGCCAUGAUUCUUCAGAGCUUCGACGUCAAACUCGAUGAUCCGAACUACGAGCUAAAGAUCAAACAAUCACUGACCAUCAAACCCGACGAUUUCUACAUCCGAGUCACGCCUCGGAAGCGGUUGGAUGCAACAGACGUGGACAAGCUGAUUCAUACCGGAGCGAAUGGCAGUGGGACAGCUGAGCUCUCCGACCGGACUCGAGCCCACACGAAUGGAUUCGCAAGCCCAACUCCCUCAGCACCCAAGCCGAUGACGAUACUCUACGGCUCAAACACUGGUACAUGUCAAGCGUUUGCACAGCAGGUUUCAUGCCAGGCAGCCGCGCGUGGCUUCAAUCCCAGGGUUGUAGACAUGGACAGUGCAACCGACGCAAUUCCAAGAUCACACCCAACAGUCUUCAUUACGUCUUCCUAUGAAGGUCUUCCGCCGGAGAACGCAGCCAGAUUCGUCGAGUGGCUUCAGAGCUUGGAAGGUGAAACAUUGACAGACGUUCAGUACACGGUCUUUGGCUGUGGUCAUAAGGAUUGGUCCCGCACUUUUCAUCGCAUUCCCAAGCUCGUGGAUGAGCUUCUUUCUCGACAUGGUGCCAAACGUUACGCACCUGUUGGAUUUGCCGACGCUGCAAAGGGCAACUUGCAGGGCGAGUUCGAGGACUGGCUUGACGCAUCCCUUUGGCCGAAUCUCGUAUCCGCCGCAGAUGACUUGAGCGCGGUGGAGGACUCUGGGAUAGUCGUGGAGUUGUCCGCAAAUGCACGAGCCUCGACUCUUCGUCAUGACGUUGGUGUCGCGCGAGUCCUGGACAACCGUCUUCUCACCCAGCCUGGUGAGCCUGCGAAAUGGCACAUGGACAUCGAGCUUCCGUCAACUGCGACAUACGAGUGCGGAGACUACCUCGCCGUCCUUCCGCUAAACUCGGAGAAAAUCAUUAGGCGUAUCAUGGCUCACUUUGUUUUGCCUUGGGAUGCGAUUGUCACCAUCAGGCCAACAUCGGGUACCAUCCUUCCAACCGAUACCCCUUUGAGCGUCUUCGACGUUCUCAGGAGCUAUUUGGAGCUCAGUCAGCCAGCCACAAAGAAGAAUCUACGCACACUAGCUUCGCACUGCGAGUCGACCGCCGACAAAGCACUUCUCGAAAGCGUUGCGGGCAGCGACACUCGAUAUAAGAACGAAUUCCUCGCCAAACGUACGAGCAUCUUCGACGUGCUUUCGCAUUACACGAGCAUCAAAAUGUCUUUUGGCGAGUUCUUGGUCCUGCUGCCACCUUUACGUGUUCGACAAUACUCUAUCUCAUCCUCACCUCUUGCAAACGAUGGACGUUGUAGCAUCACGUAUGGUGUCAUUAAUGCAGCCCUCCUUUCGGAUCCCGAGCAUCGCUUCGAGGGUGUCACAGGAAACUAUCUGUCGAGUCUGGCUGCGGGUGACAGCAUUCAGGCCUCCGUCAGGGCUGGUGCUAAGAAGGAAUUCCGUUUGCCACUAGAUCCUGAAACUCCGAUUAUCAUGUUCGCCGCAGGCACAGGCAUCGCACCAUUCAGAGGCUUCAUUCAACAGCGCCAGAUCAUGCAAGAAUCAAACCCAGGACGGAAACUUGGGAAGGCUCUGUUCUAUCUCGGUUGCCGGAGCGAGGCGGAUAGAUUGUAUGCCAAAGAGAUGGAUGCAUGGAUUGAUUCCGGUGUUGUCGAUGUGAGGUAUGCAUACAGCCGCGGUGGGGAGAGGAGUGGUGGAAGUAAGUACGUGGCCGAUUGUAUGGUGCGCGAGGAGGACUCAAACAAGAUCAUCAAACUUUGGAGAGCUGGAGCCAGAGUGUACAUAUGCGGAAGCGGUUCAUUCAGCAGAUCUGUGAGGGAUGCAGCGACGACAAUCGCAAAGGCGCGGGCAGCGGCUGAGGGGCUGGAUCUGCAUGCUGGGACAAAUGGCGAGAUGAACGAGGUCGAGCGGAGAUUCCGGGAUGCGUUGACCGAGCGCGUGGCGAGUGAUGUGUUCGACUGA
This is a messenger RNA of Cyphellophora attinorum, 3261 nucleotides long. RefSeq lists its product as uncharacterized. The coding region runs from base 1 to 3261 and encodes 1086 amino acids. The transcript has 5 exons. The record is from RefSeq and is a predicted model, not a curated record. Gene Ontology annotation, molecular function: FMN binding; NADPH-hemoprotein reductase activity; iron ion binding. Lineage: Eukaryota; Fungi; Ascomycota; Eurotiomycetes; Chaetothyriales; Cyphellophoraceae. Gene Ontology annotation, cellular component: cytosol.